AUGCCGUUCCUACCCACAGCACAAUCAUGGCUCACCGAAAGCACCCUCCUCCUCGAAGCGCGGCCCUCAACUACACGCAUAACAUCCAAAUACACCAUUUCCCCCCUGCCCUCCACCUCCCCCACAACCACAUCCAGCAAACCCAACAAGACCCGCAGACCCGCAGACCCCCUCGCGCCGCGCGCAACGCUCACGCUGAAAACGUUCGACCCCGUAAGCGGCACGACGCUCAAGUACGAGACGAACAAGGCGGCCGAGGUGUCCCGCUUGGUCCAGAUCCUGGGACGGUUGGCAAGGCCCAUGGCCGGGCUGGAGAUGAAGAGGGAGGAGGAGGAGGCUGUUAUCAAGGAGGAGGGGGAGGAGGUGAAGGAGGGUGGAGGAGGGGCGGUGGUUGUGGCGGCGGCGGCGAAGGGUGGUGCGCAGCAACAGCAACAGCAGCAGCAGCAGGGAGGUGGGAAGGGAAAGGGGAAGAAGAAGGGGAAGAGGUAG
Drepanopeziza brunnea f. sp. 'multigermtubi' MB_m1 is the source of this 489-nucleotide messenger RNA. RefSeq lists its product as uncharacterized. Gene Ontology annotation, cellular component: signal recognition particle, endoplasmic reticulum targeting. Lineage: Eukaryota; Fungi; Ascomycota; Leotiomycetes; Helotiales; Drepanopezizaceae. The record is from RefSeq and is a predicted model, not a curated record. Gene Ontology annotation, biological process: SRP-dependent cotranslational protein targeting to membrane.